AAUUGGAGUUAAGUCAAUAAACCAAGGGUAAUAUGGUAAUUACGUUUCCAGACAUCAUCUCUUUCUUUAUGGAUAACACUGGUUCGAAAUGGAGCCAUUACUCUUAGUAAGAGAGGGAGAAAUAGCAGAGAAUAGAGAAGAGAAGCUUGUAGAAAUCAAUGGCGACGAUAGUGCAGUGUCUUUCUUCCUGUGCGACCCUCGAAUCCCAAUUCAAAGUCCUUUCUCUUAAGGGAAUCUCAUCAUCUUCUUCCUUCUCCAAUCGUCGUGGUGGUGCUUCGGCUACUUUAUCCUCUUCCCUUAGCUUCUCUCAGAGCGUUUCUCAAUGCGUCGCCUUCUCCUCCGGGAAUUUGUGGGUACAGAAGCCAACGAGGCAAUUGAUUGUUUGUGAGGCUGCUGCACCAACGAAGAAAGCUGAUUCAGCUGCAAAGAGAGCUCGCCAAGCCGAGAAGAGGCGUAUUUAUAACAAAUCUAAGAAAUCUGAAGCCCGUACACGGAUGAAGAAGGUCUUGGAAGCACUUGAGGGGCUCAAGAAGAAAACUGAUGCGCAGCCUGAUGAGAUUGUGACUGUGGAGAAACUAAUAGGAGAGGCAUAUUCUGCAAUAGACAAAGCAGUAAAGGUUAAAGCGCUACACAAGAACACUGGUGCACGUAGAAAGUCUCGGUUGGCUAGGAGGAAAAAAGCCGUUGAGAUUCACCACGGUUGGUACGUCCCAGAUGCAGUAGCAUCAGAAGCUGUGACCAUGGCUGCAUAAGAACAUGGAGCGGGAUAACGGAAAUUUGUUUUUGUUACUAGAUCUUUCAAAAUCAAAAUCUGUUUCUUUAUAAUGUACAUUUAGUCGCUUUCAGACUCUUCGCUUGUUAAGUUUGAUCUAAGCAUUUUGUCUUCUACUCUUGGCUUGGUCUUGUUCUGGUUCAAUAACAUCUCAGUUCUUGGCUCUGGCACCAUUCCUUUA
Arabidopsis lyrata subsp. lyrata is the source of this 953-nucleotide messenger RNA. Its product is annotated as 30S ribosomal protein S20, chloroplastic. NCBI's taxonomy places the organism in Eukaryota, Viridiplantae, Streptophyta, Magnoliopsida, Brassicales, Brassicaceae. Gene Ontology annotation, molecular function: small ribosomal subunit rRNA binding; structural constituent of ribosome. The transcript is spliced from 3 exons. Gene Ontology annotation, cellular component: ribosome; small ribosomal subunit. The record is from RefSeq and is a predicted model, not a curated record. The coding region runs from base 159 to 752 and encodes 197 amino acids. Gene Ontology annotation, biological process: translation.